Penicillium riverlandense is the source of this 1197-nucleotide messenger RNA. RefSeq lists its product as uncharacterized. The transcript is spliced from 2 exons. The record is from RefSeq and is a predicted model, not a curated record. Bases 1 to 1197 code for a protein of 398 amino acids. NCBI's taxonomy places the organism in Eukaryota, Fungi, Ascomycota, Eurotiomycetes, Eurotiales, Aspergillaceae.
AUGUCCGAGCCAGACAUAAAGGCUUAUCCUCAAGCCAAAUACAUCUAUGAAUCUCAGGAGCAUAACGGCCACCUCUUUAACACCACGGCAGCAAGCACCACCUGCCCUCUAGUACAACCAACCCCCAUCUACCAAACACCAAACGAUUUUUCUUUCCUCGCCAAGAUCGAGGAGACCCCAUCACUUUCGUCAACAUUUGAUUUUGUGGACAUGCCACAAGACAUACCCGCCAUCCCCAAUGGUGCCUGGUUCCAGCCUUUGGCAGACGAUGAAAUCCAGAAGAGCUUUGGCUCGACAUGCUCUACAGCCGACAGUGACAGUCCCAGCUGGCUUCCAUGGACAAUGGCAAGCAGUGACGAGACGUGGCGCUCCUGCUCUCUCCCAGACUCUUCAACCGAAGAUCUAGGGCUGGCAAAUGCUGGAUAUUACAGCGAUGGCUGGUACGCUCCGAAUAUCAGCACCACUAGCGAGCAGCUCGUGGCUAGGCCCGUUGUCACUCGUGCACACGAGGUGCACGCCCUACAACAGUAUCCCGUCUCCUCCAUGUCCCCAUCUCCGCCGAAAACCAGCGAUAACAGCCACCGCUCAAUUGUUGCGCCCAAGCCCUUCAGUCACGGAUGGGACCUGCAGCCUUACAACAACCACAACCCCCCAAACACCGAGUCGAUAUUCGUCGACAACUGUAACGCUCACACCUUUGACCAAAAAGUACAACAGCGCACACAAACUCCCUCGUCAACAGAGGAGAUCCACUCGUCCUCUUCACAGGCAUGUCAAGAUGCAGCAGGAAUCACAGUCGACAUGCACUACACCGACUCGCGCAACGCCUUCUUGAUUGACUGGAAGCGGCGCGGACUAUCAUACAAGGACAUCAAGCGCCUUGGAGGGUUCAGGGAAGCAGAGUCGACGCUUCGGGGCAGGUUUCGCACUCUCACUAAAGCGAAAGAGCAGCGGGUGAGGAAGCCGAAGUGGCACGAGGAGGAUCUCAAGCUUCUCAUUGAAGCAGUCAACGCCUGCUUCUCGGAAUUCAAUGGGUUUUCUUCUUCUCGAGGCCCGCCGCGCAAGGACGCAGAGAUCCUGCCCAAGGUGUCGUGGAAAAAAGUCGCGCAGCAUAUCUGGAGCCAUGGAGGAUCGUAUCAUUUUGGGAAUGCGACUUGUAAGAAAAAGUGGUGUGAGAUUAACAAUAUCCAGAUGUGA